Molecule: messenger RNA, 3194 nt
Organism: Equus caballus (horse)
Lineage: Eukaryota; Metazoa; Chordata; Mammalia; Perissodactyla; Equidae
Source: RefSeq, a predicted model, not a curated record
AUGGGGCUGCUCCGCUGGCUGCCUCUGCUUGGGCCGCUGGUCCUGCGGUGGCUCCUGGGGGCCCAGGCCGCGGACCACAUCAGGAUCUUCGUGGUGCCCCACAGCCACAUGGACGUGGGCUGGAUCCACACGGUCCAGGAAAGCAUGCAGGCAUACGCCGCCAACGUCUACACCUCGGUGGUGGAGGAGCUGGCCCGCAAGAAGAAACGCCGGUUCAUCCUGGUGGAGCAGGAGUUUUUCCGGCUGUGGUGGGAUGGCCUUGCCUCGGACAAGCAGAAACGCCAGGUCCACCAGCUCCUGGCCGAAAGACGCCUGGAGUUUGUCAUUGGAGGCCAGGUCAUGCAUGAUGAGGCUGUGACCCACAUUGAUGACCAGAUCCUACAGCUCACAGAAGGACACGGGUUUCUCUAUGAAACCUUCGGGAUCCGGCCGCAGUUCUCCUGGCAGGUCGACCCAUUUGGUGCAUCUGCCACGACCCCCACCCUAUUUGCCCUGGCGGGCUUUGAUGCCCACAUCAUCUCCCGCAUCGACUACGACCAGAAGGAUAACAUGCAGGCGAUGAAGGGACUGCAGUUCCUGUGGCGAGGGUCCCCAUCGCUGUCGGCGCAGCAGGAGAUCUUCACGCACGUCAUGGACAAGUACGGCUACUGCUCGAGAGGCUUUAACUGGGAUGGUUCCCCUGUCUUCCCGACUCCACCUCGGAAUGGGAUAUACCCCGACAUGGAUCCCCCUGUCACUUCAGGCAACAUCAAACUCUAUGUGAAGGACCUGGUGGGCAAUGUGAAGGAGCGGGCCCCCUGGUUCCGGACACCCCACGUCCUCUGGCCCUGGGGGUGCGACGAGCAGUUCUUCAACGCCCCGGUGCAGCUCAGCAACAUGGACCUCCUGCUGGACCACAUCAACACGAACGUGGGCGGCGUCUCCGCCGAGUACGCCACACUGAGCGACUACUUUCAUGCCUUGCACGUUCUCAAUCUCACCUGGCCUGUCCGUGACCACCAAGACUUCCUGCCCUACUCCUCAGAAGCGUUUGAGGCCUGGACCGGCUUCUACUCAUCCCAUAGUGGGCUCAAGGGGCUGGCGAGGCGAGCCAGCGCCCUCUUGUACGCUGGGGAGUCCAUGUUCACACGGUUCAUGUGGCCGGCCCCCCUCCGACCCCUGGACCCGGCCUGGGCCCUGCAGCAGCUGCGACAGCUCCGCUGGGCGGUGUCUGAGGUGCAGCACCACGAUGGCAUCACUGGGACUCACACCCCGGAGGUGACAGAGAUGUACGUGGAGAACCUGCACGCGGGGAUGCAGGGCGUGCAGAAGCUGAUGGCCUCCAUCGUCCUGGACAGGACCCGGGUCCACUCAGGCCCACAACCCGGGGGACACUUUGCUGUGGUCUACAACCCCCUGGCCUGGACGGUCACCACCAUCGUCACCCUGACUGUGGGCUUCUCCAGUGCCAGCGUCACAGACGAGUCAGGCCAGCCCGUGCCUGCACAGGAGCUCAUGUCCUACGGGGUGGAAGGUGGGGACAGGCAGGAAACUCGGUCCAGGGGAUGCCGUCUGCAUACCAGCCUGCAUGUGCUGACCACGAUUCCAGGUGUCAGUUACCACCGCUACAGCAUCCGGCCCACUGAGGAGGCCCAGGAGGACACCGAGAAGACGGCCACCACCAAGGCUAUCACCUUGAGGUUUCGCCUCAGGCCAAGGAGACGCACGGAGGCCAGGAGCAGCCGCCUGGUGUCCGUGAAGAAUGACUGUUACACUGUGUUCAUGGACCUGAAUACCAACCUGAUGCACAGCAUCUGGGAGAAACAGAGUAACCGAACAGUAUACAUGACCCAGGAGUUCAUGGAGUACCACGUCAACUUUAAUUUGGGUGAGCCCAACCUGUCUGAUAACUACUUGUUCACCCCGGAAGAGGCCGCAGAGCCAUCGUGGGGAGCCGUGAGGCUGGAGAUCGUGGAGGGGGAGCUCGUGACCGAGAUCCGGCAGUACUUCUACAGCACGGUGACGGCCAAGUAUCACUCCUACGCCAUCUUCUCCCGGGUUGCCCACGUGCCGCAGGACUCUCACGGGGAGCUGCUGUGCCGUCGCAUAGAGCAGGAGUACCAGGUGGGCCCCUUGAAUAUGAACCGCGAGGCCAUCCUGAGGACCAGCACGGAUCUCAACAGCCAGCAGGUCCUCUACUCGGACAACAACGGCUACCAGAUGCAGCGGAGGCUCUUCCAGCACCAUGAGAAGAACAAAAUCGCUCGGAAUUACUACCCCAUGGUGCAGUCGGCCUUCAUCGAGGACAGUGGCAGCAGGCUCGUGCUGUUGUCGGAACAGGCCCACGGCGUCUCCAGCCAGGAGGAUGGGCAGGUGGAGGUCAUGCUCCAUCGGCGGCUGUGGAACGGCCACAUGGGGGCCAUAGAGCGUGGCCUCACGCUGAACGACACCUCGACGGCCCGCUCCCUGUUCUGGCUCCUGCUGGGACCCCGGCCCGGCAUCGCUGACCUGCACCCGAGGAGUGGGCUGGCGCUGCAGCACAGGCCCAUAGUGCUGUUGGGAGAGCUGACCGAGACGGCCCCGAAUAGCCCAGGCCCCUGGAAGCCAGAGGCUGUGGUGCUGCCCCCCAGUCUUCACCUGCAGAUCCUGAGCAUCCCCGGCUGGAACUACAGCUCCAACCACACACAGCACCUGCAGAGUCUCCAGAAAGGCCAUCGAGGAGGGGCCAAGGCCCACCUCCACCGUGUCCUGCUGCGGCUCCACCACCUGUAUGAGGCUGAGGGGGACUCAGUCUUGUCUCAGCCGGUGACAGUGAAUCUGAAGGCCGUGCUGCGGGGGCUGGGGUCCGUGGUGGCGGUGGAGGAGCGCUCGCUCACAGGGACCUGGGACGUGAACACGCUGCACCGCUGGAGCUGGAGGACGCAGGAUGAUCGCCAACACAGAGGAGGCUCUGACUCUCCCUCGCCACCCCAGGGAAGCCCCAACGUCACCAUCCGCCCGAAGGAAAUCCGGACCUUCUUCAUUCACUUCCGAGAGGAGUGAGCCCUUGGCAGGUUCCGUGGCCCCGGGUCCCCAAUAAGGGAGCAGGACCCAGAUGGGAAAAGCCGCCUGGAGGGAUGAGGGGGGAGCGGCUGCCAGUCUGGUAGGCUGGGGGCAGGAAAUGGUCGGGUUUGGGGUUUUGUUAUUUUUCUCAAAUAAAAAUUGCAUUGUAAGGA